This is a messenger RNA of Solanum stenotomum, 702 nucleotides long. RefSeq lists its product as uncharacterized. NCBI's taxonomy places the organism in Eukaryota, Viridiplantae, Streptophyta, Magnoliopsida, Solanales, Solanaceae. Bases 1 to 702 code for a protein of 233 amino acids. The record is from RefSeq and is a predicted model, not a curated record. The transcript has a single exon.
AUGUCGGGUUACGCUAAAUACAUGAAGGAGUUGGUGACAAAUAAAAGGAUGAUAGAUUAUAUAACAAUUGAACUACCACAAACAUGUUGUGUAUUAAUACAAAAGAAUGAUGUCCUCAAGAGAGAUGACCUGGGAGCUUUCACGAUCCCGUGCACUAUUAGUAAGUGUAGUUUUGCAAAAUCAUUAUCUGAUCAUCGUUCAAGCAUACAUUUAAUGCCAUUGAUGAUAUUUGAUAAUCUUGGGCUUGAUAAACCAAAACAAAUGAAUAUGGGACUUGUAAUGGUUGAUCAUUCAAUAAAGAAACCAGUGGAUGUGGUCUACGAUAUGCUAGUGAAAGUUGACAAAUUUGUGUUCCACAUUGAUUUUGUGGUGAUUGAUAAUGAAAUUGAUGUCAAAAUGUUAGUAAUUCUUGGUAGACCGUUCUUCGCCACAGGGAAAGUUUUUGUUAAUGGGGAAUGCGGUGAAUUGAUGUUCCGAGUCAAUGAUGAAGUAGUUAAAUUUAAUAUUCACAAAUCAAUGAAAUACCCAAGUGAUAUAAAUGUUGUAUCUCACUUGGAUCAAAUUGACAAAGCCGUAGAAAGUAUUGAAAGUGCAUCAUUUUGUAGGGAACCUUUUGCUCAAGUGAUACUUAACUAUGAUCAAGAUGAAAUUGGCAACUAUGAUGAAGUUUUGGGCUGCCCUUGUAGGCGUUGGCUUACAUAA